CUUUGGUGCGCGGGUGGCGUCGCGAACGGCCAUCGGCCACCCAACAGCCGCCGUGCCACUGAAGACCUUUCCAGCACCAACCCGCCAACCACGGCCAACAUACGCCGAGAAAGCCCCAACCAGUGUUUCACGCUAUUGAAUUGUGACAUGCCUCUAGCUGAAGUGAUCGGCUUGCAUGAGCCGCGCGCAUCAUGUACAUACUGUACACCCUCGAGGCUAGCGGUCCGUGGAGGUCUUGGGCACACCUCUCAUGCAUUCAACAAUGCCUCGGGUGAUCUCAUCCAGUAAACGCUCGCUCUGAUCCGCCCGGUUUCGUGCAGAAAACGUACAUGGGUCGUCCUUGGGAUCCAUGCACCUCGCAUGUGCCUCAACGAGCGCACAUCUGUGACAUCGAGGCCGAGGUCGGAUCGUCACACACGUAAAGCCAUACUUCCAUGCCGACCCUUUUCUCAGAACUUUCAAAUAGAGGAUCGAACCUGACCUGCGAUAUUCCCAAUCGGCCAAACGCGAACAGUCCAUUGAAACUCGCUAGAAUGCUUUUUGUCAACGAUGUCACGCUGCUGGCGCUUUUGCUCCUCCCCCUCGCACUGGCAAGCUCUCUGAAGCAUGGACGAAUCUUACCUUUGGCCGCCUCUCUCGCAAGUAACAAGACCCUUCAGCACCGAACCGGUGCGCGCGACCUAUUCUCCAUUGGCGACAGCAACACCGUGGGAGGGUGCAGCGGGCAGAUCGACGUGAUUGACCGAUGGGUCGAGGAAGUCCGGGCACUACAUGCCGCGGUCGAGGAUGCCUACCACAACUAUCAGGGAGAGGACAAGCGAGGGAUCAGAAUGCUAUGGAAAAGCUACGUGGGCGUAAGAUUCAUCGACGACGGCGAAGUACCCCAGAGUGAGACCUACUGGUCACUUAUCGGAGCGCGCAUCGCUCGUAUGUCUCAGUUCCUCGACGGAAAUGGCAUUGUGACUGGCACUUCUGGGUCGCCGCCCUGGUUGUUUUGCGACGGCACAUAUGCUACGCUGGCACCAUGGGACCAACCCGUGAGAGACAAGGAUGGCAACUUCGUCUAUCAAGACGAGGAGCCUAUCACAUUGUUGAAGGCCUUUCCGGACGACUUUAACUCUGGGCGUCUAGCCUACUAUGUCCCUCAACUGAAAGGUUACGAUUUCCACCCAUUCGGCAUAGGCAAUACAGGAAUCAUUUGUGAGGACAACCCCAGGCGUGGUGGAUCUACCACUAGAGCCGAACAAGCUGUACCAAAGUUGGGGCUCGGAGUUACUUACAACCAGUUUGAUCGACAUGUCUUUCUCUGCCCUCGAGCUUUUGCUGGAGUUGGAACUCACACGGCGGAAUACCUUGCUCAACUUACCUUUGGGAAUAACUACGUGGCCAAAAUCAACCUUUCUCACUACAUCACGCGCAGCGCAACACUUUAUCACGAGUUGUGGCAUCUCACAGAUGUUCCUACAGCCGAUGAGGGUAGAACCUCCGAUUCCCACUAUCCCCUGCGAGACAUUAUUCAAACAGCUCAAAGCAGACUUGCUAGUUACAGAGAACAGUUGCAGCAAAAUCCUGAAACCUGGGUGUACUUCGCAACUGCUGCUUACAUGUUCUUAAAUCCGCCUCGAGACAACAAAGGCAACACUAUUGAGCCUGUUGUCUUUCUCGAGGGUAAACCUAUUCGGCUGAGCGAAUGGCUCUAAGACCGGAGUUGAUUCAAGUUGGAAACCGGUUCCGCAAGACUCGGAAGCAAAAGGUAACCCCGAAUAUUAAGCACUCGCAUACUGUCCAUAAGGUAUCG
Messenger RNA from Dissoconium aciculare CBS 342.82, 1798 nucleotides. RefSeq lists its product as uncharacterized. The record is from RefSeq and is a predicted model, not a curated record. The transcript has 3 exons. Gene Ontology annotation, molecular function: metallopeptidase activity. Bases 435 to 1700 code for a protein of 421 amino acids. NCBI's taxonomy places the organism in Eukaryota, Fungi, Ascomycota, Dothideomycetes, Mycosphaerellales, Dissoconiaceae.